This is a messenger RNA of Stylonychia lemnae, 4275 nucleotides long. The record is from the annotation of a GenBank genome assembly. NCBI's taxonomy places the organism in Eukaryota, Ciliophora, Spirotrichea, Sporadotrichida, Oxytrichidae.
AUGGGGAACUGUUCACAGUGUUUAAGAGAUGGUUCUCAUCACAACUCCAAGAAUAAGAGCUCUGUCCACAGCACUCACCUCAGUACACAUAAUGAUGAGCAGUAGCAAACACCGAGGUACACUAAAGUGACUAUUGAUUAAGUUUUUGAGGAUGGAGGAGAGGAACUGGGAUAUCUCGGUCAAGUUGAUAAUGACUAAAUGAUGACUUUCACAGUUCACUUUUAUAAUAUAAGGUUGCUAAGCUUUAACGUGAGAGACGAAAUGUUUUUGAUGUGCGAUAUUGAUGAGGACACUCGUCAGAGAUUAAAAGACAACAUGAAAAAAAACAAGGAGAUUGAAUCUGUCCAGAAAGAUCAUUAGUCUUUCAAGUAAUCACCUUCAUGGCCUGCUUUGGUGACUGAGAUUGUGGAAUCAAAUGGAAUCAGAUGGAAAACGCAGCCAUUUGUGUUAGACAAAGAAGGUAAUCAAUAGACAACCACUUCAAAUUUGAAUGCAAAUACCAAGAUAUUUGGAAGAAAUGCGUCAUUAUGGUAUAUUCCUCAAUAAUACUUUUUGGCAUUGGCUUUAGGCCCUAAGCAUUGCGAUUUUGAGAUGAGAAAUUACAAGUCGAAAAGGUCUCUUGGUAGAUUGGCAUUUGAUGUUAGCAUUAAGUAGCUUUAGAACAUGGAACUAUCACUACAGGAGUUAAGGUGUAAGUUGAACUAUAAAGAAGAGAAACCAAUAUUUGGGUAUUUUAAAUUCAUAACCAACCAUGGAGCUCCAAAGGUGAGUGAACCUACUUACUCUUAGAUAGGCAGAUACAAAAAAGAUAAAAAUCGAACUACAUUUAGGUGGCAUAUUGAUGAUGAUCCAACAUCAAUACCAAAGACAUCACAGACUGUUUCACUUGAAAGCUUGAAAUACGCUACUUUGUUGAUAGGUGUAAAGGUAGACAGAUUCUACUCUGAGGCAAUUCAUGAUUUAGUCAUUCAAAAGUUGAGCCUUGCCAAAAAGUUAAGAGGAUAAGUGCACCAGGAAAGUGAGAGUUCUGAAGCUCAUACACACAAUAAUGAAGCAGAGAUAUAAAUAUAUGUGAGAGAAUAGCAGAAUUCUGAGUAAGAAUAAACAGAUUUUUUCAAAUCUAACAGAUCAAGAUAAGAAAGUGAAAGCAUGCUCAUGCUGUAAACUUCAGAAGUGCUUAACAAAAACAGUUUAAACAAUGAAAAGUUAUAAUAAAAUUAUCUGCAAGUUAACUAGCCAAAGCAUUCAUCUGAUGUAAUGAAUGAUUAGAAACAUUAGGAAUAGCUUAAAGAAUUAUGGACAAGAAUUAGCAUGAACAAUAUCCUCAAAAACCCUUUACAGAGCUCUUAUGAUAAUCUGGAUGAGAUGGUCAUCGAUAAAAAGGUAAGGAAAUCAAAGACUUUUGUGAAUAAAAAGAGUAAGACGUCAGUCAUCAUUGAUGGGGCUGACUAUUAUAAGAAGUAUAAUGAAAUAGAGGACAACUCAAGAAGUUUGGCUUUUAACUUUGUGGGAGAAUGUUACCUAGGAAUAUCAAAGCUACUGUAAUCUGAAUAUAGAAACUAUGAUAGAAGAGAUUCCAAUAUACUUUAGGGAUAGCUAAACAAAUCGCUUAAGCAAUCACACUCAAAUGGAUCAGGUAACUUAAGGAGUAACUCAAUAUUAGAGAAACUUAAUUAGGCUAUCCAUUUUAAUAAUGAACCUCAUUCUAAGAAAUGUAAGCAUGACAUUAAGGAAUUUGAGGAGUAAAUUUGGGCUAUGGGUAAGAUAAUUGGAACACUUUCUGGCUCUUUUAUCUUAUCUAACGUCCCUGUCAUACAAUAAAUGGCUUUAGGAAUACUGACUGAGACUGGUAUUGUAAUGAAUGCUGCACCAAUUAUCAUAGAAGAUAAGGAUUUGUCAAUGAUGGGAUUGACUAGGAAGAAAUUAAGGAAUGAGUAGAUCAGUUAGCUGAUUGAUUUAACAAAGAGGCUUAAGAAAAUAGAUAGCUUUAAGACUAAGAGACAAAUAUAUCAGACUUAUAAUGAUAAGGAGAGAAUAUUGAAUGAUAUGAUUAUACUGCUGUCAGAGUCAGAUAAAACUGUCCAAGGGCAUAUGUACAAGUACGUUGAUGAUUUCGAUUUGAUAAGAGCUCAGCAAGCAAUGAUAGAAUUGGCAUUUCACUGCUUAUUGAUGGCUGAGAGUGUCAGAUAUGAAUUUAAAAGAGAUUACUAUGAAAUACUUUCACAGAUAUUUAUGAGAGAUGAACUAAAACUGACCAAUCUCAGUUUAGUUGGGACAAACGCCAGAAAUCCAAACUUUCGUUUCUUUGAAACAGAUGGUGAUAAAUCUUCUAAAAUGGAAUCUAGAGAUCAGUCGUUUAUUAAAGUACUUUCUCCUACUAAUAAGGAUAAAUCCCCAAUUAUCUUAAAUACUGGAAGAAGGAAUGAAAGCUAGACAAGAAACAAUUCAAAGCUUGAUAAAGCAGAUGAUGAUUCUAAGGAAAAGAUAAAAUAGGAGAAGAUUAAGGUAGCCUCAUUCUAUUAAAAGCUGCUCUAUCAAAUACUAGAUGACUGUUUAAAUAAAUUUUGCAGAAGAGAUGUAGAACCUUAUUUGAAGUCUUAUCUUGAGAUUUGCAUUUCAAUAGCCUUUUUCAGAGUGCCAAAAUUCUAAGAGAUAUUCCUUAAAUGCAUUUCAGAACAUAUAGAUUAUAAUGUACCAGAAUGGAAAAAUGUUAAUUGGAAUAUUGAUGAGGAGAGCAUUAGCUUUUAGCUAGGUAUACUCUCUCUCUUUGAUUGGGAAAUAAACUUUCAUAACUUGAUUCCAGAUACAUUAGACUAGCAAGAAAAUCUAAAGCUUCUGAAAAGGAUUGAAGGUAAUAAGAAAUGGCAAAAAAGGGUGAAGAAGAGAUCCAUCGCUUACUUUCAGAUUAUAAGAAGAUGGACAGAUAUCAUUAACUAAACUGUACUUACUCAUUCCUUGUUCUGGCAGGAUAUUCCUGGCUACAAAAUAAUAGUAAAGUCUAUUAUCCUCGAAAUGAAGGCUAGGAAUGUAUCAGAUUAUCCUGAUUCACUUAUCGAAGCCAUUUAAUCUCUACUAUAAAACACCCAACUUCUGACAGUUUUCACCAAUAUUAUAUUUGCUAAAACAAAUGUAUACGAUUCAUUGACUUUGUGCAAUACAAUGACUAUGGCUUUGUAAUGGAUUAAUCACAUUGAAAGAAUAGGGUUGAGCUUCCCCUCAAAUUUUGACUUUAAUUACUUCUUCUAAGGAAUAUACAUAGCUCUAGACAUAGAUCAUUCGAUUUCUACUCCAAGGACAUUAUAUCUGAUUUAUAGAACAAUGCACUUUUUCCCAUUAGACCAAAGAAUAAUCAUAGUCUAGUAACUUCUGAAGAGAUACUUCUAUUAGUUAAUUUUCAGUUGGAGUUUUAACAUCAGAGACAUAUUCAUGUCCUUGUUUCUUUAUUAAAUCGAGUAUUAGUUUAUCAAUAAAAAUACUCAGCAGCAUUUGAAUAUUAAAGCUAUCAAUAGUACUUUUACACCAAAUGCAUCUACCAUUGAGUUGAUAUAGACAUCUUAGGAGGAUGAGUAGCAAAUGAAACGAUUAAAGCAGAAAAGGAGGCAAAAUUUGGAAUAGAUGGAGGUUUAGCUUUCAUAGUACGAAUCAAUAGUUGAAUAGAAUCCAAAUGAAGCUGAGGAGUAAUUUGACCAAUCUCUAUCAAUGACGUCUAAAAUCAGAAUAGUGACUGAAAUUGGUGGAAUCAAUGUAGGGACUAAUAUCAAAACCUAAUAAGUUGAGUAGUAACCAGCAAUUACCAGGCAAUUAAGUGAUGACCGUAAAACUAAUCCUGACAGGAGAAAAUAAUAUGACUCUGGCCAAGUCCUCUAAUCUAUGUUCAGAUAGAAACUAAAAGAGCUCCAAAUUCUUGAGGAGCAUUACACUUAAUGUAAAAGCCCCAUAAAAUAAAGCAUGAAAGACAUCAGCACAAUGACAACCUCUUCAUAAGGUACAUCUGAACUAAAACAUCUGGAAUAUGAUAGCAAUACAUAUGAAAAGAUUGUCUAAAACAUUCCUCAGCAACUUAGAGUUUACAUUCCAGCGUAUUAUUCAAUUUUAAUUAAUGAUAUAAUUAGAGCUUUGAAUGACUUUUCAAGAUAAUUGGAAGAUUUUGAGAGAUGGAAAACAACUUAAGCUACAUUCAACAAUGACAUUAUCCUGGUCUUGCCAGAAUUCAACAUGGAGAAGAAUAUGCCAGUAGAAGACGAUGAAAACCUUGCUAAGAAAGAUGAAUGGUGA